UUUUAUGUUUGCAUCAAAACUACCAACUGUCUUUGAGUUAGUUAUUUUUUCUUUCUUCAUUCUCCAACCACUGCAGCACCUACUUCAUGCUAUCAUUCUUAUGGCCCUUCAAGCUUUUUAUGGCUCUGCAUGCUGUUUCCGUUCCCACCUUCUUCACUCUUCUUCUUCCACCACUGCAUCUCCACCAUUUCUUGCUGCAAGGAGGUUCCAAUCAUGCUCUUCAAGAAAAUCUCUCAAAUUGAAUUGUAGCUCAAGUGCCAAUAAUGAUGACCAAGAUUAUCUUCUGGAUGCUCCAGUUUCUGUUGGAGAUGGAUUCUCUUUCAGUGGAGGAAAGUAUUCAGAAGGGCCAAGUCCAAGUGAUGAAUGGUUUAAGCAAGGGAAAAUGGUUAAAGCCUAUUCAAUUCCUGGCGCUGGUGAAAAGGCAAAAGAUCCAAUUUUUGGACUUGCCAUGGGUGCUGGUUCUCAAGCUACUGGCGAUCGGUUUAGAUGGUUUUGUGUUGAAAGUGGGAGUGCUGAUAAUCCACCAGUGAUACUAAUCCAUGGUUUUCCUUCACAGGCAUAUUCUUAUCGCAAAGUUCUUCCGGUACUCUCCAAGGACUAUCAUGCCAUAGCCUUUGACUGGCUAGGAUUCGGGUUUUCUGAUAAGCCCCAACCCAGAUAUGGGUUUGACUACACUCUAGAUGAAUAUGUGUCAUCAUUGGAGUCACUUAUUGAUGAACUAGCUGCUACUAAAGUCUCACUUGUUGUCCAGGGAUAUUUUUCGCCAGUUGUAGUUAAGUAUGCUAGCAUCCACCAGGACAAGCUCAGCAACUUAAUACUCCUUAAUCCACCUCUAACAGCUAAACAUGCAAAGCUCCCAUCAACAUUGUCCAUUUUCAGCAACUUUCUGCUAGGUGAAAUAUUUUCACAGGAUCCAUUAAGGGCCAGUGACAAAGCUCUAACAAGCUGUGGUCCCUAUAAAAUGAAAGAAGAAGAUGCAAUGGUCUAUAGACGUCCCUAUCUUACAUCUGGUUCUUCAGGCUUUGCACUAAAUGCAAUUAGCAGGAACAUGUCCAAAGACCUCAAGAGAUAUGUUGAGGAUAUGCAUAGAAUACUGAAGGACAAAGAUUGGAAAGUUCGAACCACAAUAUGUUGGGGCCAAAGAGACCGUUGGUUGAGCUAUGAUGGAGUGGAGGAUUUCAGCAAGGAUUCCAACCACAAACUCAUUGAAGUUCCUACGGCUGGUCAUCAUGUGCAGGAAGAUUGUGGUGAAGAAGUUGGACAACUUAUUUGCAGGAUAAUAAGUAGAAGAACCUAGACAUGAGGAUAUUUUCCCUUUGUUCCAACAUGCUCAAAGUUUUUGUUACAUUUUUCCUUAUCUUUUUUCUUGUUCUCUGUCAUUUUUUACAAAUCUUGGUUUAUUGCCAAUGUUGCUUUGCAGAGAGAGGCAUUUUUAAAGGUAAAAUAAAAAAUAUAUUGAUGAUGUAUAUCUCCUUCUAAGCUCUAUCUCUUGGUACAGUGAAAACUAAAGCUUUCAUUUGUAGAAUCAUAGUAAUUUGUUGUCUCUUUAAUACAAAGUACAGCUUUAAAGCCAUGUUUUUUA
Messenger RNA from Vigna unguiculata (cowpea), 1582 nucleotides. Its product is annotated as alpha/beta-Hydrolases superfamily protein. Lineage: Eukaryota; Viridiplantae; Streptophyta; Magnoliopsida; Fabales; Fabaceae. The record is from RefSeq and is a predicted model, not a curated record. Gene Ontology annotation, molecular function: epoxide hydrolase activity.